AUGCCGUUAAUAGACCUGUACCGUGAUCGGCCAGUUAUGUGGAAUUGUAGAUUGAAAGAAUAUAAAGAUCGCAAUAAAAGGCAUGACGCCGUUAUUGAAAUUGCUGUGAGUUUUGGCGUGGAGAAGGAAGAAGUUGAAAGAAAACUGAAAAAUCUAAUCUACACUCUGAGUGUACAAUUGGCCGGGCGUAAAAGUGCAUAUGAAAAGCUUUACGAAAAUUUCAAUUUUUUUGAUGAUUUAUCUGAAAUAGAUACAAACGAAUUGAAAAAUCUUGCCAAUAAACUAGUUACUAAGUAUCCUGACGAUUUGGAAGAGACGUUAGGCAAUGAAUGUAUUCAUUUACAUUGUCAACUCAAAGAUUCCUUAGCAAAUAUGGAAGAUGUACGCUCUGCACAAAAAAUAUGCAAUGUAUUGCAUUCAUGGAGUCUUCGAGAUGUUUAUCCGAAUGUGGACAUUGCUCUUCGUAUUUUUUUGAGUAUUCCGGCUACAAAUUGUUCAGGAGAAAGAUCUUUUUCUACUCUAAAAAGGGUAAAAACAUAUUUACGCGCAAGCAUUGGCCAAGAUAGACUUAAUGCACUUGCAUUACUGUCUAUUGAAGCUCAACUAGUCCAAGAAAUUAAUUACGACGACAUAAUUGACGUUUUUGCACGGAACAAAGCCAGGAAAAAGAAAUUUUCAAAUUGA
Psylliodes chrysocephalus is the source of this 684-nucleotide messenger RNA. The record is from the annotation of a GenBank genome assembly. NCBI's taxonomy places the organism in Eukaryota, Metazoa, Arthropoda, Insecta, Coleoptera, Chrysomelidae.